CGUUUAGAUCAUCUUAACCUUGCUGCCUGUUGUCUUCUCCAACCGAGGCAUUACAUUAGGCAUACUCAUCAACAGAGCCACCCGUCACCAUGUCUUCCUCCUCCGUGCAAACCUCUCCCUCGCAUGAAGCCCAUGCAGAAACUGACGAAGAACUCUACAAGCAGGUCACCGAAUUGGUGUCCACCUGGCCGAGCUCAGAACCCAUGCCCUUCCUCCCACUCUAUCGCCACAACAAAGGCUGGUGCUGUAGCCUCAUGCCUAUGGUCGGUGCAGUGGUCGCCGACGCGCGGUUCGCCGCGCGCCCCUCCGACAUCAUCAUCGCCACCUUGCCCAAGUCCGGCACGACGUGGAUCAAGGCGCUCCUCUACGCCACGGUGAACCGGAGAGAGCACCCCGCCGACGCCGCCGACCACCCUUUCAACUCCAUCGGCCCCCACGACUGCGUCAAGUUCCUGGAGUACCAGCUCUACACGAACAACAGCGUCCCGGACCUGGACAGGCUGCCGGACCCGAGGCUGUUCGCGACGCACGUCCCGUUCACGUCGCUGCCGAGCGCCGCGGCGGCGUCGGGCUGCAAGGUCGUGUACGUGUGCCGCGACCCCAAGGACAACCUGGUCUCGCUGUGGCACUUCGCCAACAAGUUCAGGGCCCGGGAGGGGCAGGAGCCCAUGUCGGCGGAGACCAUCGCCGAGGUGUUCUGCCGCGGCGUGUCGCCGUUCGGGCCGUACUGGGACCACGUCCUCGGCUACUGGGACGCGCACGUGGCCCGCCCCGAGCAGGUGCUCUUCUUCAGGUACGAGGAGAUGAAGCUUGACGCGGCGGUGCACGUCCGGAGGCUGGCGGAGUUCGUUGGCCUGCAGUUCAGCGCGGAGGAGGAAGAAGGAGGCGUGGUGGAGGCCAUCGUCAGGCUGUGCUCGUUCGAUCACAUGAUCGGCCUGGAGGCGACCAAGGGCGGCAAGACGGAGCUGGUGGUCGGCACGGUGGCGAAUAGCUCGUUCUUCCGUCGUGGGCAAGUCGGGGACUGGGAGAACCAUCUCUCGCCGGAGACGGCACGGCGAAUCGAUGCCAUAACCGAGGCCAGGUUCAAGGGUUCCGGUCUCUGCAGUGUCACUGGGCCAAGGCACAUGGAUGCCUCCCUUUGAUGGGACGUGUAUUCGCCUGUUCGGUGUGUGGCUCAGCAUGUAGGUUCGUAUUCGCCACUUGCAGUCUGAAAAUCAUCUUUUAUUAAUUAAUAAAAGAGAUUUACUUC
Molecule: messenger RNA, 1249 nt
Organism: Oryza brachyantha (malo sina)
Lineage: Eukaryota; Viridiplantae; Streptophyta; Magnoliopsida; Poales; Poaceae
Product: cytosolic sulfotransferase 17
Biological process (GO): sulfation
Cellular component (GO): cytoplasm
Molecular function (GO): sulfotransferase activity
Source: RefSeq, a predicted model, not a curated record